AUGGGCGCAAGGGUUGAGGCUGAACAAUUUGGAAAAGACGUAAUAGUACUUAAGAAUAUGGUGAAAGACUUACACCCAGACCCCAAAACUCAACCAAAGGUUCUAGGUCCUAGUGGCUUUUAUGACGAGAAAUGGUUUAAUGUCUUCCUAGAAGUUUCGGUACAAGGAGUUGUUGACGGAGUUACGUACCACAUCUACAAUCUUGGACCUGGAUUUGAAAAUGAAGGUUCUAAUAAAUGCAAUAAAAGGUUGAAUGCUCUUCUGGGAAGAAACGAGUCACAAAGCGAAAAGGGUCUUUGGGCUGGCGACUGGAAUUCACAAAAUGCAAGGGAUUUCAUGAAGUAUACUAUUUCCAAGGGAUACAAAGUUGAUUCUUACGAAUUUGGAAAUCAACUCUCCGGAGCUGGGAUGGGCGCAAGGUUUGAGGCUGAACAAUAUGUAAAAGACAUAAUAGUACUUAAGAAUAUGGUGAAAGACUUACACUUAGACCCCAAAACUCAACCAAAGGUUCUAGGUCCUAGUGGCUUUGAUGAUGAGAAAUGGUUUAAUGUCUUCCUAGAAGUUUCGGGACAAGGAGUUGUUGAUGGAGUUACGCACCACAUCUACAAUCUUGGACCUGGUGAUGGUCUAAACUUGAUUACCAAGAUUCAAGAUCCUUCGUACUUGAAUCAAGUUGCCCAAACCUAUAGAGGUGUUUUAAUAUUGUCAACAAGUUUAAACCGCAAUGAGCUUGGGUUUCAAUCUGUGGAGCUCUUCAGUAUGGUGCUAAAGAUGUGUCUCCAACCUUUGCUGAUGGAUUUUGUUUUUGUGAAAAUGGAUUUGAAAUGCAUAUUCGGCCUAGUAAUAAUUGUUUCUGAUAUCGCUUUUUUUACGCUAAAUGUGAACGUGGUGAUUCAAGGAUCAACACCAAUUGCUGAAACAGAUGAUAACUUCAUAUGUGCUACACUGGAUUGGUGGCCUACUGAAAAAUGCAACUAUAAUCAAUGCCCUUGGGGAAAGCGCUUUAUUUGGGUUCUCUCGGGGUGCCUUCCCAUGGAAAGAUGGGACAAACCGAAUAACUUUUUCAAUCAAACGGGUGGAGUAAAGGUUACAUUCGGGUUGAAUGCUCUUCUGGGAAGAAACGAGUCACAAAGCGAAAAGGGUCUUUGGGCUGGCGACUGGAAUUCACAAAAUGCAAGGGAUUUCAUGAAGUAUACUAUUUCCAGGGGAUACAAAGUUGAUUCUUACGAAUUUGGAAAUCAACUCUCCGAAGCUGGGAUGGGCGCAAGGGUUGAGGCUGAACAAUAUGGAAAAGAUGUAAUAGUACUUGAGAAUAUGGUGAAAGACUUACACCCAGACCCCAAAACUCAACCAAAGGUUCUAGGUCCUAGUGGCUUUUAUGACGAGAAAUGGUUUAAUGUCUUCCUAGAAGUUUCGGGACAAGGAGUUGUUGACGGAGUUACGCACCACAUCUACAAUCUUGGACCUGGUGAUGGUAUAAACUUGAUUACCAAGAUUCAAGAUCCUUCGUACUUGAAUCAAGUUGCCCAAACCUAUAGAGGUGUUUUUAAUAUUGUCAACAAGUAUUUUGAUCAAUUAGGAAUGGCUUCAACCUACAAUCACAAGGUUUUCUGCAGGCAAACUCUCAUCGGUGGAAAUUAUGCUUUACUUAACACUACAACAUUUAUUCCCAAUCCCGAUUACUACGGUGCGCUUCUAUGGCACCGACUUAUGGGAAGUAUUGUACUUGCAGUAACUCAAGUGUCUAACCCGAAUUUGCGUGUAUAUGCUCAUUGUGCGAAGAAAAAGCCUGGGGUUUCUAUCAUUUUUAUCAACUUGUCGAAAGAUAGCUCGUUCGAUGUAACCCUUUCAAGUUACGAACAUCAUCGUCGUAAUUUGAGAUCCACGGAUGUUGCGAAGCCCAAUUUUGAAUUUACGAGUCACCUGAAUAGGGAAGAGUAUCAUCUGACAGCAUUAGGUGGAGAUAUACAAGGUCAAAUCGUGUUGCUGAAUGACGUUCCAAUGGUUCCGACAGAUACAUUCGACAUUCCGGCGAUGGAUCCAAAGCUUGUCAAUGCUUCCACACCCAUCUCGGUUGCAGCUCAUUCCAUAGUCUACGUAACCAUCAGAGACUUUCAUGCCCCUGUCUGUGUUUAA
Messenger RNA from Gossypium arboreum, 2136 nucleotides. RefSeq names its product heparanase-like protein 2. The transcript has 13 exons. Gene Ontology annotation, molecular function: beta-glucuronidase activity. Bases 1 to 2136 code for a protein of 711 amino acids. The record is from RefSeq and is a predicted model, not a curated record. Gene Ontology annotation, cellular component: membrane; plant-type cell wall. NCBI's taxonomy places the organism in Eukaryota, Viridiplantae, Streptophyta, Magnoliopsida, Malvales, Malvaceae.